This is a messenger RNA of Teleopsis dalmanni, 1770 nucleotides long. It is a transcript of the gene Rac1, whose product is annotated as ras-related protein Rac1. Gene Ontology annotation, biological process: regulation of cell shape; small GTPase-mediated signal transduction; cortical cytoskeleton organization. Lineage: Eukaryota; Metazoa; Arthropoda; Insecta; Diptera; Diopsidae. The transcript has a single exon. The record is from RefSeq and is a predicted model, not a curated record. Gene Ontology annotation, cellular component: cytoskeleton; cytoplasmic vesicle; cell cortex. The coding region runs from base 260 to 838 and encodes 192 amino acids. Gene Ontology annotation, molecular function: protein kinase binding; GTP binding; GTPase activity.
GUGUCUUACACUGAACAUACUUUGCAGUUUAGUCGCUGCCUGUAAAAAGGUUUCUCUAUUCUUAUAAGCAUUUCUGAAAGAAAAAUAUACAUAUUGUUCUGGAAAAAGUUAAUUCAACGCACAACGAUUGUAUUGCAUUUUACAGAAAAGCAUUUAUGCCGAUUUUUUGGCUAAAAUAGUUAUAUAUUAAUUUUUAAAGUGCAAAUAAUUGAAAAUCAUUAUAAUACUUACGUCUCAAAGGAAAACAAUUUAGUCAGCCAUGCAAGCAAUCAAAUGUGUUGUUGUGGGUGAUGGAGCUGUUGGUAAAACAUGUCUCUUGAUAAGCUACACCACAAAUGCGUUUCCUGGAGAAUAUAUACCUACUGUUUUUGACAACUAUUCAGCAAAUGUUAUGGUCGAUGCAAAGCCAAUUAAUUUAGGCCUUUGGGAUACAGCCGGUCAAGAGGACUACGAUCGUCUUCGUCCACUUUCCUAUCCACAGACAGACGUCUUCCUUAUCUGUUUUUCAUUGGUUAAUCCGGCCUCUUUUGAAAAUGUACGAGCAAAAUGGUAUCCUGAAGUACGCCAUCACUGCCCUAGCACACCAAUAAUUUUGGUUGGUACUAAGCUUGACUUGCGUGAUGAUAAGAAUACCAUUGAAAAAUUACGUGAUAAAAAAUUAGCUCCUAUUACUUAUCCGCAAGGACUUGCCAUGGCUAAAGAAAUCGGGGCUGUUAAAUAUUUGGAAUGUUCAGCUUUAACACAAAAAGGUCUUAAAACUGUUUUUGAUGAAGCAAUACGCUCCGUACUGUGCCCCGUACUACAGCCAAAAUCAAAACGUAAGUGUACGCUGCUAUAAUUAUUUCAUUCAACUAGUGGAGCCUGUACCGAAAACUAAAUUGGCAAAAAUAAAACAAAGGCUAUACUAUAUAUAACCAGUUAAUCUACGCUAAAUCAAAACAUUUCAAUUUACAUAAAAUUAAAUCGAAUUUUUUGUAUAUUUUCACUGACAAUUUGUAUACAUCAACUAAAGUAGUCACUGCAUUCUAUUUAGUGAGUAAAUGUGUGCAUUUCAAAAAGUAUCAUAUGUCGUCAAAAUCUGAUUAAAUAAAAAGUAUAAAUUAUAUACAAAGUUAAUUAUAAUUAUAGAGGAACAGAUUUAUCCAAGUUUACCAAAAAUAAACUGGAAUUUCUUACAUUCAAAUCAAAUUAUUUUGGGUAUGACUAAUCAAGUUUUUGCUUCCUAAAGCUUUUGUUUGGGUUAACUCCGUUCAACGAGCAAAUUUUAGAAGGGGUUGUUUGUAACAGAAAUAUAAACUUAUAUAUUUUUUGUGACUAAUUUAGUAUUAUGCUUUAUUUGAAUAAUGCUGUUUUUAGUUAACUUAUUAAACAUAUGUUUUAUUGUUUCGUAAUAUAUUUUGUUAGUUUUCCAUGUGCAUUAAUUUAAACUUAAAGUUAUUUGCUUUAAUAAAAGAAAAAUUAAUAAAACUACUCUUUUAUAUUUAAUGUUGUAAAAUUUUAAAUACCAAAAAGUAGUAAAAAAAUACAAAUAUAAUGUAGUAAUUAUAAAAACAUGUUAACUUUAUUUGAACUGAAACCAUUUUUUCACAAUUUAAUAUAUAAAACCUUUAAUGUAUUGUAUGUGUAAGGAUUUAUGAAGAAACCUUCAUGUACUUGGAGUACUGAUAUUAAUUUAAAAUAAUUUUACAUACAUGUACGUACGUAAUUAUAAAUAAAAAUUAAAUUAUAUAAAUGUGUGUCACUAAAUUGAAAAAUAAAGAAAAUUGCAUA